AGAGGGAGGGACCAACCAACCAACAGACGGCUCCAUCGUCUCGCGGCGGGCGGCGGAGCCUGUGGCGGCAGCUGCUGCUGGGCCGCGCGGAGCCAGCCUCGGCUCGUCGUCGUCGAGGGACGCCUUUUGGCCGACGGCCUAUUUCCUCAAACCGGAUAUGGCUCGUGGACAGCAGAAGAUCCAGUCACAGCAGAAAAAUGCCAAAAAACAAGCUGGACAGAAAAAGAAACAAGGCCAUGAUCAGAAGGCUGCAGCUAAGGCUGCUUUAAUAUAUACAUGCACCGUUUGUAGGACACAGAUGCCAGAUCCCAAGACCUUCAAGCAGCACUUUGAGAGUAAGCAUCCGAAGACUCCACUCCCUCCAGAACUGGCUGAUGUUCAGGCAUGAAGUUCACAGGUGAAUUCAUGGAACCGAAUGACUCUUCUACUGUCAAACAUUGCAUAACAGAUCUGCAGCUGCUUUUCUAACAAACUGUUGAUCAGCAAAAACCGAAGGGGCUAUAGAAACAUUCAUAUUUUUAUGCUGUUCCUCUUGGGCUUCAUGUAAAGACAAAUCUAUGUAACUGUACAGUUGUGCCCUACUUGGAAAUCAAAAAUUGGUUCAUUCUUAAAUUUUUUACAGUUGUAAUUAUAUUGAUGUUCAUAUUAUGUAAAAUAACUCAUUUAAUAAAAUAGUACUUUGAUUUUACAAUAUCACAGGUCAGAUGCUUGGAGAAAUUCUGCUUUCAGUACCUCUGUUUUAUUUGCCUUACAAAAUCUUAUCAAGUGAACUUCUCCCCCAGCCAAAAAUGAAGCAGUGUCAUUACUCUAACACCAUUGCUGUUAACAGAGUUCAUCUUAACUACAAAAUUAUUUCUCAUUCAACAUGCUGUUUGCUUUGAACAUGGUUAUCUUUUCAAUACUUAGUAUCUCUGGAGAAGGAUGUUUUUUCAAGACUGUUUUGUUUUGAGGCCUUUACGAAACCGGCCAUUAUGAAAUUCCACUCAUGGACAUAAACACACUUUUAUCUUGGAUUUAUGCACUGGAGUUAUCUGCAGUACACUAAAUCCUCAUGUUGGAUAGUAGGCUUGUCCAAAAUACAGUUAAGCUGAACUUUUUUUCUGUCCAUGAUCUGAGUGGCCACACCUACUAUAGCAAACUGAAAUAACUGAUCUUUGUUUUGAAGUUUCAUUAUGUAACUUCUUAAAUGCACCUCUGACAAGUCAGCCACACUGGCUGCAUUAGCAUGUAAAAUGACUACUGAAAUGGUUUCCCGUUUGAAAGAGAGUGGCGAAUAAGCUUAUUUGAAGGAACAUAAUGAUUGCUAAUUAAACUUUGAUUCUUUGGAACUAAUUAAAUGGGUUGGGCAGAAGUUUAAAAAUCUGUUGUCUAGCAGCGCUGUUUAUAUUUGUUCAAAACAUAGUUUGAGUGAUUCGCAGAUUUUCGAUCUCAGGUUCAGAGCACAUAAGUUCUGUCCCACUUGCUUUUUUACUUUAAAAGACUGCUAACUUCAUGGGUGGCUUAGUGAGGACUGAUUUGUUGCCGAGACACUUGAGGGAACAGCAACCAAACUUCCUUUACUUUGUGCCUGGGUCAUUCAUCUUUUGGUCUGAGUACCUAAAGUUAUUCUUUGGUUUAAACCUGUACAUAGAAAUUGCACAUUUUGUGCAUAUAGCAGCUCUGAUACGUUUUCAUACACAAUUUCAGUAAAACUAUCUUUUACUGUAGUCAUUCUGGGUUGAAUCUCGAUAGUUUUCUGUCUCUCUUGAACUUGUACACCUGUCUUGUAAAUGCAGUCCUUGAUCCAUUUUGCAUUUUCACUUGACAGUAUUGUCUUGCUAUAAGUGGACCUCAGUAAGCAAGAAUUGUCUUUCUAGAUUUCAGUGGGCUACUUAAAUGUUAAAGCUUAAUUGCUUUUAAUUAAGUAGAUGAACAAGAUGUUUAUUAAUUUUACUUUAAUGGUUUGUUUUUGGAGGGGAUUCUAAAAGGCUACUUUCAGACAAGUUCAUUCCUCAAAUGGAUAACCUGUAAUGUUCUCUUUCAGAAUAUUCAGCAGCAAAUAAAAAGGGGCUUGCUUAAAAAUUGUUUGGGAACAGUAGAUAUAGUACAAGUGAUUCACCUACAUGCAGUCUUUGCAUUUUCUAAAUUGCUGUCAUCAAUAGUUUGUCUAUGCAUUGAGCAAGUCAGUUCUUGGUUUUAUACACUAUUAAAAACUGUUACAGAUACUUUGUUUCUAACCGGUUAAAAACCACCAUAAAAUCUUGACCUUCAACACACCUGGGAACAAAUGGGGGAGGAGGGCAGGGGAAGGGCUGAAAAUAGUCGGAGGCUUGAAUACGUUGUUGGUUUAAGGGGUAUGGGUAUAAGGGAUACUUGUGGAUAAACUUUCCUCUUUCCAUAUCUUGUGGAUGGUAUCCUGUUCAUUCUGGAUAAAAGGACACAAGUGUGCAUUGUAAUGUGUCAGAUUAAAAUCUUUUAAAAAGCAAAA
Messenger RNA from Anolis carolinensis (green anole), 2467 nucleotides. It is a transcript of the gene znf706, whose product is annotated as zinc finger protein 706. The record is from RefSeq and is a predicted model, not a curated record. Lineage: Eukaryota; Metazoa; Chordata; Lepidosauria; Squamata; Anolidae. The coding region runs from base 158 to 388 and encodes 76 amino acids. The transcript is spliced from 4 exons.